GAUAAAAUCGUCUGCUAGUUUUAUCAGUCCUAAAUUCCUAGGCCAGGAUGAAACAAUUUAUUCUUUUCUCCAGUUUUCUGCUUGUAGGGACAUCUACCUGUAGUGCUCAGGAUGCUCCUGUAGAGAUAUCAGUGUAUUAUGAAUCUCUCUGCCCAGACAGUGUUGAGUUUAUAGUGGUAGAAUUAGAUCCAGUUUUCAAACUAUUCGGAGAUGCGAUCAACGUUCAAUUCAAACCUUAUGGAAUAGCAGAGACAACUGGUGAGGAAGGGUCCUGGGAGUUUACAUGCCAGCAUGGACCUAAUGAAUGCUAUGGUAACAUGAUGCAUGCUUGUCUUAUUAAUCUGGUUCCUGAGCAGGGUGAUAUAGUUCCUCUGAUAGAUUGUAUAAUGUCUAAGUCGCCUGCCUCUAUUGCUACAGCAGAACUAUGCAUGGGAAGAAUAACUAACCCUGUAGAUAUUGCCUUAGUAGAGGAGUGUAUACUAGUGGAUGGUCCUAGCCUACUGUAUAACUAUGGAGUUGAGACAGAGAACCUAAAUCCUCAACUCUCGUUUGUUCCAUGGAUUCUUUUCAAUGGAGAGUUUAUUGAGGAGGAUUGGAAUAAUUCUUUAACAGACCUACAGGGUGUUCUCUGCUCAAAGUAUAUCCCAGACCAUCCUGCCUGCUGAACCACCCUAGACUUACAAGCUAGUUGUAAUCAGUUUCAUCAAUUUGAAUUUAUUUUUUCAUUAUAAUUUAUAUUAAACUUAUUAUGGUCAAUACAUUUUUAUUUUCAACUUUUUA
Messenger RNA from Eurytemora carolleeae, 780 nucleotides. RefSeq names its product gamma-interferon-inducible lysosomal thiol reductase. The record is from RefSeq and is a predicted model, not a curated record. The transcript has 8 exons. The coding region runs from base 48 to 665 and encodes 205 amino acids. Gene Ontology annotation, molecular function: oxidoreductase activity, acting on a sulfur group of donors, disulfide as acceptor. Lineage: Eukaryota; Metazoa; Arthropoda; Copepoda; Calanoida; Temoridae.